AUGCGGCUUCGUGUCGAUCGUGUGAAGGAUGUCAAUGCCCAGAAGUUGUUGAAGGAGUUCGAGAACAUCGGAUUCAAGGAGGGUGAGUCUAUCGACGACUUUGGCAUGCGGAUCACCAAUCUUGUCACCAACCUCAAGACGCUCGAGGAGACGGUGGAUGACACCCGCGUGGUCAAGAAAUUUCUCCACGUGGUGCCUCCCCGUUUCACCCAGGUGGUGGUCUCCAUCGAGAUGUUCUACGAUCUCAAGGUGAUGACGGUGGAGGAGCUGGUGGGGCACCUGCGUGCGGUGGAGGAAUGA
This is a messenger RNA of Miscanthus lutarioriparius, 300 nucleotides long. The record is from the annotation of a GenBank genome assembly. NCBI's taxonomy places the organism in Eukaryota, Viridiplantae, Streptophyta, Magnoliopsida, Poales, Poaceae.